CGGAGUGUGGCGGUAGGUUCAAAGGUGAGUCUACAGGCCGCAUCCUGUCUCCUGGAUAUCCCUUUCCUUACGACAACAACCUGCGCUGUACCUGGACCAUCACUGUCAACUCUGGCAACAUCGUCAGCCUCCAGUUCCUGGCGUUCGACACAGAGGCAUCUCACGACAUCCUGGAGGUUUGGGACGGACCAGCAGAAAAUGAGAUGUCUCUGAGGGAGGUGUCUGGCUCCCUGCUCCCCGAGGGGAUACACAGCACCCUCAACGUCGUCACCAUUCAGUUCCAGACUGACUUCUACAUCACCAAGUCUGGCUUCGCCAUCGACUUCUCAAGUUCAGUGGCGACAGCCUGCAGAGAUCCAGGCCUGCCUAUGAACGGCAGUCGUCACGGAGAUGGGAGAGAACCAGAUGACACGGUGACCUUCUCCUGUGAUCCAGGAUAUGAGCUGCAGGGAGAGAGCAAGAUCACCUGCAUCCAAGUGGACAACAGAUACUACUGGCAGCCCAGCCAUUGUUUCAGUAUCGAGCCCAACUACGACUUCCUGUAUAUCUACGACGGACCGGACAGCAACAGUCACCUGAUUGGUAGUUUCCAGGACAGCAAGCUCCCAGAAGAAGAUAGAGAGCGUAUCUGGAAGAUAAAGCUGACGGCUCAGUGA
Oncorhynchus gorbuscha (pink salmon) is the source of this 656-nucleotide messenger RNA. RefSeq names its product CUB and sushi domain-containing protein 3-like. The annotation marks the transcript as partial. The record is from RefSeq and is a predicted model, not a curated record. The transcript has 5 exons. NCBI's taxonomy places the organism in Eukaryota, Metazoa, Chordata, Actinopteri, Salmoniformes, Salmonidae.